AUUAGUCUGUAUACUUGUAAGAUGUUGCGAAGUUUCGCUUCCUACCUCUUUCUCAUUGGAGGUUUCGCAUCCUUCUUGCGACCGGCUUUUUUUCUUGACCCUCGGAUCGUAGGAGGUACGAUAGUUGACAUAAGUCAGCAUCCUUAUCAAUUGAGCCUCCAGCGAGGUACACAGCAUACUUGCGGGGCUGCCAUCAUCAGUAAUAAAUGGGCUGUCACUGCGGCUCAUUGUGUCAGUUUAUCGGCAAACCGUUACAGACUGAAUGCAGGAAAUAAUGACAAGUACAAGGGUGUCUAUUAUCAAGUUAAAAGGAUCAUUCGACAUCCGGCUUACAAUGACUUGACGAUCGAUUACGAUAUUGCUCUUCUCGAAGUCGACGGCGAAAUCAGAUUUAACGAUAGGUUGCAGCCAGUGAAGCUUGCGGAAAACGAACUCGCGAAUGGUGUUAUGGUGAACGUUACCGGAUGGGGUGCGGUGCAGCCAGGUGGAAAGUCGUCACCCGUGUUGAGAAAAGUGUCGCUUCCGAUCGUCGACAGAAAAACGUGUCGAAACAGAUACAAAUACGUCCGCAGCAUCACCGACAGAAUGAUCUGCGCGGGUUACAUGGAGGGUGGAAAAGAUUCAUGUCAAGGUGAUUCGGGUGGACCGCUCGCAGCCAAUGGCACCCUCUACGGAAUCGUAUCCUGGGGAUAUAAAUGCGCCCAGCCGCUUUAUCCUGGUGUUUACACCAACGUCGCGGGUCUUCUAUGGUGGAUAAAAUGGAUUAGUGGGAUCAGCACAAAAGAAAUGUCCAAGAAAAUCAUUCUAUUCUUCUGCAGCCUUCUGGCAUAUACCGUUAAUACCAAAAGCCAUCAAUAUGUGGACAUCGAGGAUUAUCCAUACCACGUAUCGAUCCAAAUUGCCGGACGUCACGUAUGCAGCGGCGCAUUCAUACACGAAUCGUGGAUUAUGACUGCGGCAUCCUGCGUUUUCAAUAAAGAAUUAUCGAUAAUAUCCGUACGCGUUCGUUCCUCCUACGUAAAUUGCAACUCUUGUGGCAAUGUCUUAGAAAUAAGCAAUGUUGCAAUUCACGAAAAAUUCGAUAAGUACGAGUACUUCAACGACAUAGCAUUGUUAAAGCUAAAGAAUCCCGCAGAGUUUGGAGAAAAGUUGCUUCCUAUCGCGCUCCCGGAGAAGGAAAAUGAACAAAUCCAGAAUGGAACAUCCUGUGUCGUGACUGGCUGGAAAGUGAAGCCGGCCAAGACUGAGCUCACAACGGCCGUGGUGGCGAUCAUAAAUCAACGUACGUGCAAAGAGCGGCUGCCGAGCUAUAAGCCCCUGUCCGAGGAGAUGCUGUGCGCCGUUAACGCGACCCGACCGUCGGAAAGGUGUCAGGGUGAUCUAGGUGCGCCUCUAGUGUCGCAACAAACGCUGAUUGGUAUUCUAUCCUACGGAUUAGGAUGUGAAACCAAGAUACAUCCAGGAGUCUACACUCGUAUCAACAGCUACUUAUCUUGGAUCUUUGUAAACUCCGGCAUCAAUUAUAAGUAAGACGUGUAAAAUCAUUACACUUUAAUCCCAAUUAAUUAUAUACAGUUUAUGUCUACAUAAAAAAUUAUAAUGUCUAUAUAUCUUAAUAAAUAUAUAAAAUUUUGCAAAUUAGCAUAAUUAUACCAGAUUGACUUUA
Messenger RNA from Nylanderia fulva, 1666 nucleotides. Its product is annotated as trypsin-1-like. The record is from RefSeq and is a predicted model, not a curated record. Gene Ontology annotation, biological process: proteolysis. Gene Ontology annotation, molecular function: serine-type endopeptidase activity. Lineage: Eukaryota; Metazoa; Arthropoda; Insecta; Hymenoptera; Formicidae.